AUGGGCAAUAGUGGGAGUCAGUAUCCAGCGGUCACAGAAGUACAACCAAACGAACAAUGGGUCCACUCGUUCCCAAGGACGCAGCAUCCACAACCAAAACACAAUUUCCAACACAAGGUACUGCCAGAAAGAAACGCUCAUUUAAAACUUAGGUCGACUAAUAAUGGAGAGAUACUACAUUCCGGUGGCACCAUCAGCGGAAGACAUGCCAAGUUUACGGACGAAAUUAAGGAAAAAUGUGUGAGAGAACGUAGUGCACCUUUUGACGACAGUAGUUCCAACGAUGGAAGAGAGUUGAUGAGAGAGAAGGACAGUUCCCGCAAAAUCGCUCACCAGGGAGUCAAACAUAAGCUCAAUAAUAAUGUUUCUAGUCAACAGAUAAAAUCGUUUGCAUCAGAACCCGAUCUAAGGUAUACGCCGAUGCAUGGUAAUCACGAUUAUAGAGACAAGAAAUCAAAGAAAAAGUACAAAGCACCUUCUCCUCCACGAAAGUAUAUGGUGGGCAGCGACAAGCAAUCAUCUGGAAAAGAAGAUUUUAAUCCUGGUCUACCCAUUAGAAAAGCAAGGUUAUUUAAAACCAGAGCGGAAACGAAAAAAAAAUCUAGUCAUUUAAAUGAAACCUCAGACGAAUAUGCCAGUCCCAAUAAUACUACUAAAGCCAACGAAAAAUCUAAGCGACUCUCCUUGCCAGAGGUUAAGCUGAUCGACUCCAAUGACUUUUACAAAGAGCUUAAAGAUGCAACAAACAGAUUAAGACACGUAGAAGUAGAUGAGUGUAAACCAGAACCCAGUAGUAGUAAUAGAACAAAGUUGCAGACUCUCGAUCCGAAUAUUUCUAGUAGCAAAGAUUUGAAAGAAAGAUUAAUGGAAAAAAUUGAAAACCGGCAGUGUAAAAACCCCAUGAUAAACUGUACUAGAGAUGAAGCGUCUGGAAAGGAGUCUACCACUCCGGAUAUGUCUCCAUCUCCUACUUCUAAAGAUCUACUGUCUAAAGAUAAGCGCCCGAAACAGCUCUUUUAUUUUGGUAUGGAUGAAAAUAUAGAAGAAAACCAACCGCGUAAUGGAGUAUUUGAAAACUUCAACACAAAUAUUAGAGUACAACAUUCUUCUGAAUCAGAUAUAUCCAGCGACAUUGAAUCUGAUGAACACGAUAUUUGUAGAUCAGGGAUAGACCUACAAUUGCGACCUAUAUUACCCAAGAAACAAUUAGAAAUUCCUAGAUUUUCUCCAGCAGCAGCCUGGAGACUUCUCUCUUUAGACGCCAACGAUAAUACGACAGGGACAAUGAUAAGUGACGAUACACCUUUGCUGAUGGAAGAUCACAUUGAAAAAUAUUCCAGACCACCACCACCAUUAGUCAAUGUUGGUCAGAGAUUUAGUAAUGAUAAAUCUGGAGAUUCUGGGAUAUCUGGAGAUGAUGGAGAUGCUGUGAUACCUAUUGCUUAUUGCUACGACGAUGUUACCUCUGCCAACGAUACCAAUACGGCAAUGCAAAAAAAUAAAAUUCCCAUAAAAUACUUAAACAAACCGGAGAGGAUCUCCUGGACCCCUCAACAAGAUUUGGGAGAUGAUUCUAGUAUAGAUGAAGAUCUUCAGAAUGAAAAGUUGUUACAAACAAUAAGGCCACGUGAUGGUCCCCAUACUUUUAGCUUAUCCUUACCCAGAGAUAACCGUCUAGCGUCGUAUAUGGUUGAAAAGAACAAUAUACCCCAUUAUAGUGGUUUGCAAAAGUUUAAAAAGUCCUUAACAGGAGUCCUGGGUAAUUUAUCAAACAAAAAAGAAUUUCUUGAAUCCAACGUGCUAGAUGAAAAAAGUGCCAAUUGGUUUUUGAGCAAAUCUGCUCCAAAUUCCUUAACUCACACGUUCCAUUCUUUGGAAAGACAUCGAAUGCAAGACACUGAGGAUCAGCCAUACCCCUCCCAUGCCAAUGCAUCAGCUAGAAUCAUAUAUUUACCUGAAAUAGAUCUUGAUUUUAACAAUGACCGAUACCAACGCCCUAUGAAAAACUACAAAUAUUCCCAAUAUUCAAAAUCUUGUGAAGAUAUCGGACUAGAAUUAGAAAAGCAUCAUCCACAGGAGCUCCAAGAUCCUCCCAUUAGCCACGAUGACUCAUCCUGGAAAAUUAAAAGAAAACCUAAAAAGUAUACCUUUCAAAGUACAAUACGGCAGAUAGAAAAGAAACGGUUAUCAGACAAAUUGUCAAGGGAAGCCGAAAAGCGAGAGAGAAAAAGAAUAAGAGAAUUAGAGGCCAUGCAGAAAGUUGAAGAAGAAUUUCAGAAGAAGAGAGCAAGGGAGAAGGCUAAUAUUCGGCAACAGUUAAGGUUAUUUUCGAUGGAUGAUAAUUCUGGAUGGCAUAGUUUACCUCCAAACUUUGAACUCGAUCACAAAGAGCGGCGAUCGGAACCAGAUGGGGCAUUUUCUUCAGUGUGUACUUCGUCGUGUUCAACUAACAACACAUACAAUCAAGGGUGCCAAGAUAUGAGCUAUCAUAAAUCUUCUAAUACGGAAACGAAACAGACAUCUUACACACGUGAAUUAUCUGAAUAUAGACAAACACAACGAGACUAUAGAGACUAUAAUAGCAAUUUAAAGUAUACUCACGACAAAGGACACUCAAGGCAAACCACAAUUCAUCCUCAAGUCAGCUGUAAUAUGCCGAAAGUGAAAGGUUUAAAAGUAAAGGACGAUCACAAUUAUCGAAAAGAAUUUGUAGCGGGAGUUAGAAGUUUGUUAUCUAACGGAAGCACUCACUCUGAAGACUCUCAAAACUAUUCAAAUAAAAAUCCGCACAGAAACAAAUCAGUUGCUCCAGGUUAUAACAGUUACUUACCAAGUUAA
Diabrotica balteata is the source of this 2838-nucleotide messenger RNA. NCBI's taxonomy places the organism in Eukaryota, Metazoa, Arthropoda, Insecta, Coleoptera, Chrysomelidae. The record is from the annotation of a GenBank genome assembly.